GCACCAACCAGGGGAGGAUGAGAGAUACAUGAGGGGGAAAGUGCACGUCUGGGAUGCACAAGCAAGCAACGGGCUGAGAGAGAAGCACGUGAGAGGGACAAGUGCAGAAAGAGAAAGAGAAGAGACAAGAAAGGCAAUUAGAAGAGAAUGGGACAGAGACUGUGAGAGAAUGACAUAGAUGGGCAACUAAGGAGACUCAGAGGGGAGUCACAGGCACAGACAUCACUUCAUGACAUUCUUGAAGAGACGCAAGAUAUCCCAUCAUUAUGGAUUGUGGAUGAGUGCAAGGCAGAUGGCAUUAAUAUUGUACAAGUUCAGAGAGAGCGUUAGGAUGCUGAGGCAGUAGUGAGGUUGCCCUGCUCUUCCAUGUUCCCCCAUCAGCGAUACAACUCAUCCCUUCCCUCUGCCCUCUCAACCUUGCCUCCUACUUCUCUCUCCCCAUCAUCCCCUACCCCCCGUCCUUCUUCCUCUGUCCCUCUCCUUCCUUCACUUUCCAUGGCUUUUGGGGUCACCUCCAAUGCACUAGGUCUAUGGAUUUUGGCUCGGGCCUACACAUAUUCCCGCCGUCAGCGUCGAUCCAGGGCACAGUUUCUUCUCUUGGCCUCAGGACUCCUCUUGACGGAUUUGGCUGGACACCUCAUCGCUGGCUCCUUUGUACUGUGGCUGUAUUCCCAUGGAGGGCUUCCAGUAGCCGGCUGCCAGUUUCUUGGAGGGUGCAUGGUCUUUUUUGGUCUUUCUCCUCUACUAAUUGGACUUCUCAUGGCAUGUGAACGGUGUCUCGGCCUAACUAGACCACUUUGGCAUUCACAGAUGGUCACACAAAAUCGAGCUCGCUUGAGUCUUGCCCUUGCAUGGGCUGUGGCCCUUCUUGUGUCUAUUCUCCCAUUUCUGGGCUAUGGGGCAUACGACCUUCAGCCCUCGGGGACUUGGUGUUUUCUCAAGGGACCCACAGGGUUCUGCUUACUGUUCUCUGGCCUGGGACUAGGAUGCCUGGCGGCUGCACUUGUGUGUAAUGUACUGGUUGGGGCAACCUUGUUAAGAGCCCGUCUCCAAAGACCCCCAAAGGAGGAGAGAAGAAGGAGACAGUCUCGCUCACAUACCCAUGACCUAGAGAUGGUGGUGCAACUGCUGGCAAUCACAUUCGUAUCAUGUGUGUCUUGGACCCCCUUGUUGGUCUCCGUGGUGAUGUUGCACACAGGUAUACCCCUUCCUCGUCCCGACUGGUUACUCUUCACAGUGCGCUUGGCUUCACUGAACCAGAUUUUGGACCCAUGGGUGUACAUCCUACUGAGACGGUCGGUGCUGUUCCGCCUAUACACCAUCUUUGUGCGGGCUACCCGUCUGCGAAAUGGAAAGCUCAGCCGUUGGGAUGCUGGAGAGUUCCAGAGCUCGGAGCGGAGUCAGGGGACCCAGGUGCUAAAAAUCCUAAGAGCGCUGCAAAAUGAGGGUCUGUUCGUUAAGCCGAACCUGUCGAGAAGCACCCAGCUCACUACCAACACAGCUGGAGCUGAGAGGCUUCCACAAAAAGUCUGACUCUUACAAGGUUCUUGGGCAGAAAUGCAGCUUGUGGGAGCAUGAACCCCCCGCCAACCAAGUGGAAGAAGAAGAAGAAGGCAUCAGUGGAUAAUUCACUGCUACAGAUAACGCUUUGACCCAGUGACUUUUACUCAAGCUAGAAGAAACCCUAGAAGUUUCAAUAGUAAACAUUGCCUGGGCAGCGGCUUAGUUAUUCUAUAUAAGCCCUCACGGAAUGUUAUGUUAUGUAACAGUUUAAUAUACUAGUACCUCGGAAUUUGUUUUA
This is a messenger RNA of Xenopus tropicalis (tropical clawed frog), 1801 nucleotides long. NCBI's taxonomy places the organism in Eukaryota, Metazoa, Chordata, Amphibia, Anura, Pipidae. The record is from RefSeq and is a predicted model, not a curated record.